AUGGUCUUGACAGUACAAUUCUCGGUAUACAGCAAUAGAAAUGGAUCUGCAAGCGUCUUUGCUGACACAGGUUGUUUCGGAAUGGCGGGUCUUGGAAAACAAAAUCAUGCAACAAGUGCUCAAUCCCAGUCUCUGUUUCGCGUUGCACAUGAAAUGAGUUUAAUAUCGGGCUUGAAAAAGAACCUUGGACGUGCGGGAACAUCGCUCAUGCAACGCACUGGAAUAGUUGACCGUACGGUGGAUGAAGAAUUCAAAAUCGAAUAUGGCCAAUAUAAAGCGCUGGAAAAAAAGAUCCUCAGGCUGAACAAGGAAGCCCGAUACAAGAUGUCUUCGAUGCGUGACAUUUCGGUAGCCAAGCGACGUAUUGCAGAGACGUUAAGCGAAUUCGAACAACAAUCACCAUCAUCAUCACCGGAGGGGAUUAUGACAGCUUACAUGCACGUAUUGAUAUGGUUGGAUGAAGAAGCCCGGCUUGCUUUGGAUGCCGAAUUUCGAAAGACGAUAUUGGAACCACUCGAGAGGAUGUGUAUGUACUUUCCAGCAGUACAAGAAGCUGUCAAACAUCGACAAAAGCUUGCAUUGGAUUAUGAUGCACAACGAGCCAAGGUGCGAAAGAUGAUUGAUAAAUCAAGCCCCGUGAGCGAUGGUGGUAACCAUGCACUACCGACAAUGGAGGAGCAGGCUCAUCAUGCACGAGAAAUGUACGAAGAACUCAACCUUAUCCUUGUGCAGGAUCUUGCACGGCUUGUGGAGUUGAGGGUGCCCUAUUUGGAUCCAUCGUUCGAUGCUCUUGUUAAAUCAGAAUCCAAUUAUGCACAAGCUGGAUACGACGCACUCCAAACACUCGAGGUACCCGAGCCAGAAGAUGUGAAUGGGCUGUUGCAGGAAAUGCGAGAACUUUCAAUUUGUGGGAACCUAUAA
Molecule: messenger RNA, 921 nt
Organism: Lichtheimia ornata
Lineage: Eukaryota; Fungi; Mucoromycota; Mucoromycetes; Mucorales; Lichtheimiaceae
Exons: 4
Coding region: 1-921 (306 amino acids)
Biological process (GO): actin cortical patch localization; endocytosis; plasma membrane tubulation
Cellular component (GO): mating projection tip; medial cortex; actin cortical patch
Molecular function (GO): lipid binding; protein binding
Source: RefSeq, a predicted model, not a curated record